AUGACCAGCUAUGACAGACAUUCCACAUUCGAUUCCCCCUACCGAACCGGUCGCCAUGUCCCCCUCCAGAACGGGGGGAAUGGCAUCAUGACUGGCGUGGCCACCGCCUCCGAUUCCCGAGCCGACAUCACAUCACCCUACUCCGACGAUACUGGUCGAGCAUCGCCCUUGCCGCCUGGUGCCCGUUCGCCCUCGAAUACCCCUUAUUCCCCUGGCCUGCGCUCUCUCGGCGCGCGCAAUGCCAGCCAAGGCGACGGCUUCGAGGUCCAGAGCCCAGGCGAUGUUCAGAUGCAGAACUUUUCCGACGGUCUCCCUCCCGCUCCCCCAGUCGCUCACUCCUGGAGGCGGAUAGAUGCUUGGGCUGAUGAGAACUACCCCGAACUUUACGAUCAGUUAUGUGAAGGCGCCACCAAUAACGAUUUGAAUGAUUUAGAGCACCAGCUCGACUGCUCACUCCCCCAGGACGUCCGAGAAUCUCUCAUGAUUCACGAUGGCCAGGAACGAGGAGGAAACCCAACAGGAAUCAUCUUUAGUCACAUGCUGCUUGAUUGCGAGGAAAUUGUGCAGGAGUGGGAUAACUGGAGGACUGUUAACCACCAAUACUUGCUCGAGACGUCAGUCGCUAAACCCGCCACUCCGUCAAAGGCUUUUGGUGGAAGCAACGAGGCGUCAUCUUCGAGGCAAGGCGCUGCCGCUGGCAACAACCCUGGCGUGUGGCGACAGGACCUUAUCUCUCGCCAGGACUCGGUCCCCCCCAACAGCGUUCAGAAGGCAUAUGCCCAUGCCGGCUGGAUUCCCCUGGUCCGUGACUGGGGCGGCAACAACCUGGCUGUCGACGUCGCGCCCGGUCCUGGUGGUCAGUGGGGUCAGAUUAUCCUCUUUGGCCGCGAUUACGACACCAAGUACGUGGUAGCCCGCUCAUGGGCCGCCUUCCUGGCUGUUGUUGCAGAUGAUCUCAACAGCGGCAAGUGGUAUGUGGACGAGGACACAAACGAGCUCAAGCUGCGAGAGUUUAAGGAGGCACGAGUUGAGCCCUCGUAUUUCAGCAUUCUGCGGUGGAGGAUGGACCAGAAGUAUGGACGACGGGCUCCGUCGAAGCGAAGGUCAAUGGGACCCAAGCCAAACUCCCCGCUUGGCUCCCGCUCCUCUUCGCCUUACGCCAGCGGUGGAGAGAAUGGUGAGGGUCGUGGCAGGUCUAUGCAGCGCCUCAGCGGAUCGUCUCCCCUGGCAAGUCCGAUGCGACCUGGUUAUGGAAAGGCAACUCCCUUGAGUAGGGUCACGGAGGAGUCAGCAAUUCCCGCCGAGCUCGCCAGCGCACACAUCCAGCCCGAGAAGCUCGUCGAGGUCGAGACGCCAAGGCCAAGCGACGAAGGCAAGGCCCCCAAAGUCAGUACCAAUCUGCCUCGGGUAGAAUCGGACCUCCUCAAGAUUGAGGAAGAGACGACAUCGCCCAAGGUGAACGGCAAGAAGCCCGAAGUAGCAGAGGAUUCGAUGAAGACGAUCGAGAUCUGA
Messenger RNA from Fusarium vanettenii 77-13-4, 1512 nucleotides. RefSeq lists its product as uncharacterized. The transcript is spliced from 2 exons. Bases 1 to 1512 code for a protein of 503 amino acids. Gene Ontology annotation, cellular component: mating projection tip. Lineage: Eukaryota; Fungi; Ascomycota; Sordariomycetes; Hypocreales; Nectriaceae. The record is from RefSeq and is a predicted model, not a curated record. Gene Ontology annotation, biological process: cell wall biogenesis; regulation of fungal-type cell wall biogenesis.